UACCGGAAAUGUCUAGUCGACAUGUGCAGCUUCAAAACAACACCAGCACAUUAUUUUAGACCUUUUCCAUAAGUCGCUUCUGUCAUCAGAAUUGAUUGCAUUUUCAGCACUGAUUCAAUAUUGCGAAAAGGUUUUGUAGCUAAUUUCCUAGAACUGUAGUAAUAAUGCGUUGUUUUGGUCUCACUCACUUCCCAGUGACAUUGUUAGUGGCAACGUUAGCUGGCUAACGGUAGCUAGCUAGUUCGCUACAUAGCUAGGCUACUAGCUAACGUUAGGAAACCGUUAUCAUGUCAACCAUAAAGUAUUGUAUGUUAGGGAACAAUGUAGUUACACGUUUAUUCCCCAAAAGGACCUUUUCAUGGUGUGUACAGUUGAAGCAUCAGCAGAUUUACUGCGCAGAGAACUGGCUUAAGUUACCAACAAGUUAUACAUGCCAUAAGAGAUCACAUCAUGUCAAUCAAUCAUCAUAUCAGUAUAUCUCACAAUAUGGGCUUCAACGUCACAGAGCUACAACAGUGUCAUGGCAGACAUCUAUCCCCUUACAACACAGACGCUUUUCACUGUCAACAUACCAGCUGAAAAUUAGGGAUGACGACCAUACCCCAGGACAUGAAAGCCUGGGCAGGGAGGAGGACGAUUAUAUAGAUGACAGUGAGAUAGAUGAGCUGUUUCAGCACCAGAUCCCUAUGGUCGGAGAGGGAGACCACCGCAUCUUCAUCGUCCAUCCUGAUGUGAAAUGGGGAAGCAGGAAGCAGUACCUUACCACAGCCAAUCUGAUGAUGGCGGAGGCAGUGGGUUUGGUCAACACUCUACACAACUGGAGUGUCAUCGACAAGAUCAUCCUCUCCACCAAGACACCAGAGAAAAAGAUGAUCUUUGGCAAAGGCAACUUCCAGACGCUCACAGAGAGAAUCAGAAAGACUCCGGGAGUAACUGCUGUGUUUGUCAACGUGGAGCGUCUGUCCCCUGCCUCAGAGAAAGAGUUUGAGGAGGCGUGGGGGGUGAAGGUGUUUGACAGAUACUCUGUGGUUCUCCAUAUCUUCCGCUGUAAUGCCAGAACCAAGGAGGCCAAGCUACAGGUCUCCCUGGCUGAGAUUCCACUGCUCAGAUCCCGUUUGAGAAAUGAAGUGGCCAACUUGGACCAGCAGGGUGGGGGCUCCAGAUACAUUAUGGGUUCAGGUGAGACGCUGAUGGAGGUACAGCAGAGAGUUUUGCAGGAGAGAGAGCUGAAGAUCUGCUCUGCUCUGCAACAUCUGAGGAGGAAGAGACACCUGCUCCGCUCCCAACGCAAAAACAGAGACUUCCCCAUCAUCUCUGUUAUGGGCUAUACCAACUGUGGUAAGACGACUCUGAUCAAGGCGUUGACUGGUGACGCUGCGCUGCAGCCUAGAGAUCAGCUGUUUGCCACGCUGGACGUCACGGUGCACGCCGGCACGCUGCCUAGUCACAUGACUGUGCUUUACGUGGACACCAUCGGCUUCCUGUCCCAGCUUCCCCACCGGCUCAUAGACUCCUUCUCCGCCACGCUGGAUGAUGUCACUCACUCUGACCUGAUAGUCCAUGUGAGAGACAUCAGCCACCCAGAGACUGUGAACCAGAAGGAGAAUGUGUUGAAUGUCCUGAGGAACCUUCAGAUCCCAGGCAGACUGCUGAGCUCUAUCGUAGAAGUCCAUAAUAAAAUAGAUCUGGUGGACAGCUAUGAGCCCUCUGAGCCCAACAGCCUGCCUAUCUCUGCUCUGAGAGGACAGGGUCUGGAGGAGCUGAAGAUAGUCGUAGAAGAAGCUAUAAUGAGAUCUACAGGGAAACAGGUCCUGACUCUCCCUGUGGACCUCAGCAGCUCCCAGUUAAGCUGGCUGUACAAGGAGGCAACCGUCCAGGAAGUGGACGUUAACCCAGAUGAAGGUUCCGCUGUCGUCAAGGUGAUCAUCAGUGCUGCUGCGUACGGACGCUACAGGAAGAUGUUCUUAGGUAGUUAGAAACACUGCAGGUCUAAACCCUGGAUGAUUGACAGGAGGCUUUAUUGAAGCCACCGCGCAGCCAUAGAAAUGCAUUUAUUAUAUUACAGACACCUUAAUGCAGACUUCAAAAAUGUUUUAUGUUAGCUUAACAUACAAAUAAAAACAUUUUCCUUAAUAAAGUAUUUAUUUUUUGAGUAUUGUUACUGUCCCCACUACAACAACAAAAAAUACUUGUAUAAUGGCUACGGUGUCUCAAAAUGGACAAACGGUACUACCAGUAUAGCCAAUUUUUUUUCUUGUUUUUCAAGCAAGGGUCUUUUAAGGGAGUAUGGAGCACACUUGUUCGGUUCAGUUAGGCGAGUUUGGCCGAACUGAACCAUGCUGAAGCCUAUACCAAUAAUCACUGUUUCCCGAGAGUUCACAAAAAGCUGUUUCAUCAGAAAACCAAACUACUCUUGUUAUAUGAAUGAUAAAAUGUAUUUUAAUGUAAAUAUGUUAACAGGAAAGUGACAAGGUAUGACAGUAUAUUGAUUCAUUAUUAACUGGCUAUCAUGUUUCGCAUCUCACCUGGGCUGAUCUGCUUGUUUCAGUGGAGAAACAAUGCAUGUGUAACAUGUGAUCUCUUAAAUUGAAGAUAUCAUCACUGUAAAAAAGCAGAAUAUUCCUGUACAUAUUUGAAUAUCCAUCGCAUAGAAAAAGGAAAGACAGAUGUAUGAAUAAGAGGAAGCCUAUUUAGUGGUUCUUUUGGAAUGACUUUUUGUGGGCUUAAUGACCCUCUAAAACAAAAUAUUGACCUGUACUGUAAGAUUCAUGUAACAGUUUUUCUGUCGAAAAACCCGUAGCAUUGAAAGGGGAGUACGGAGCGUAAGUAUGAGGUACAGGGGCUUCAGGGAGAAUUCAUACCCCUCUCCUUAUUCCACAUGUUGUUGCAGCCUGAAUAAAACAGUUAUUAAUUGUUUUUACCCAUCUACACACAAUACCCCAGAAUGACAAACUGAAACAUGUUGUUGGUUUUACCCAUCUACACACAAUACCCCAGAAUGACAAACUGAAACAUGUUGUUGGUUUUACCCAUCUACACACAAUACCCCAUAAUGACAAACUGAAACAUGUUGUUGGUUUUACCCAUCUACACACAAUAUCCCAGAAUGACAAACUGAAACAUGUUGUUGGUUUUACCCAUCUACACACAAUACCCCAGAAUGACAAACUGAAACAUGUUGUUGGUUUUACCCAUCUACACACAAUACCCCAUAAUGACAAACUGAAACAUGUUGUUGGUUUUACCCAUCUACACACAAUAUCCCAGAAUGACAAACUGAAACAUGUUGUUGGUUUUACCCAUCUACACACAAUACCCCAUAAUGACAAACUGAAACAUGUUGUUGGUUUUACCCAUCUACACACAAUAUCCCAGAAUGACAAACUGAAACAUGUUGUUGGUUUUACCCAUCUACACACAAUAUCCCAGAAUGACAAACUGAAACAUGUUGGUUUUACCCAUCUACACACAAUACCCCAGAAUGACAAACUGAAAACAUGUUGUUGGUUUUACCCAUCUACACACAAUACCCCAUAAUGACAAACUGAAACAUGUUGUUGGUUUUACCCAUCUACACACAAUAUCCCAGAAUGACAAACUGAAACAUGUUGUUGGUUUUACCCAUCUACACACAAUAUCCCAGAAUGACAAACUGAAACAUGUUGGUUUUACCCAUCUACA
Molecule: messenger RNA, 3681 nt
Organism: Oncorhynchus tshawytscha (Chinook salmon)
Lineage: Eukaryota; Metazoa; Chordata; Actinopteri; Salmoniformes; Salmonidae
Gene: gtpbp6
Product: GTP binding protein 6 (putative)
Exons: 10
Coding region: 288-1976 (562 amino acids)
Cellular component (GO): cytoplasm
Molecular function (GO): GTP binding; ribosome binding
Source: RefSeq, a predicted model, not a curated record